AUGGAGAGAAGGCACCCAGGGAAUGGCAGGGCACUCACAAGGCAAGUACUGCUUCUCUCUCUCUUGUCUUUUACCUGUUGGGCUGCAUCAGAGCAGAUUCAUUAUUCAGCCCCUGAGGAGAUGGCAAAGGGUUCGGUUGUGGGGAACCUCGCCAAGGAGCUGGGACUGAGCACCAAAGAACUGAAACAUCGCAAUCUGCACACUGUGUCUGUGGCUAAAAUGCAGCAUUUCAGUAUCAAUGCAGAGAAUGGAAACCUCUAUGUAAAUGACAGGAUUGAUAGGGAGGGGAUAUGUGGCAAAAAUCCAAAUUGCUUUGUUCAGUUUGAAGUUGUGGUAGAAAACCCACUGAAUGUUUUCCAUGUAACAGUAGAAAUCCAGGAUGUUAAUGAUAAUGCACCACAAUUCCUGAAUAGCAAUAUCAAUUUAGAGAUCCUUGAAUCCACUCUGCCAAGCACACGAUUUCUCCUUGGGAAGGCGGAAGAUCCUGACAUUGGGAUGAACUCUCUCCAAGAUUACCAGCUGAGCUCCAAUCAGUACUUCACUUUGGAAGUUAGAGAGAGAAAAGAUGGAAAUAAAUAUGCAGAACUGGUGCUGCAGAAAUCUUUGGACAGGGAAAAAGAGCAGACCCUUCACUUGGUUCUUACCGCUAUGGAUGGGGGUACGCCUAGGAAAACUGGAAUAGCCCAUGUACGGAUUAAUAUCACUGAUGCCAAUGACAACCCUCCCAUUUUCACUCAAGAGGUGUACAAGGUCAGUUUGAGUGAAAAUGCUCCUAUUGGAUCCACGGUGAUCCAGGUCAUAGCCUCUGAUGAGGAUGAAGGUUCAUAUGCCCAAAUCAGGUAUUAUUUCAGCAAUAUACCAGCUGAUUUCCGGUUGAAAUUCAGACUGGAUCCAGUCAACGGUGCAAUCACUCUUUUGGAUCCAUUGGACUUUGAGGAAACUGAAAAAUAUACAAUGAUGGUUACAGCAAAAGAUGGUGGCGGAUUGUUGACACAUUGCAAUAUUGAAAUAACUGUGCUUGAUGAGAAUGAUAAUGCCCCAGAGGUGACUUUAGCCUCCAUGUUCAGCCCUGUUCCUGAAGAUUCUCUGCCAGGAACUGUAAUUGCUCUGAUUAAUGUGAAUGACAAAGAUAACGGUGAUAAUGGAAAGGUUACUUGCUACUUAAACGAUGAUUUACCCUUCAAAGUUCUUCCCUCAUCUAACAAUUACUUCAAGCUCCAGACAGACAGUCCUUUGGACAGAGAAAUAGCUCCUGCAUAUAAUAUUACAAUCACAGCCACUGAUAGAGGAACUCCACCUCUUUCCACACACAAAACAAUCUCUCUACAGAUCUCAGAUAUCAAUGAUAAUGCCCCUACUUUUCAGAAACCAUCCUACAACAUUUACGUGCCAGAAAACAAUCCUUCAGGUGCCUCCAUUUUCACCAUCAAAGCCUCUGAUCCUGAUAUGGACCAGAACUCACGGAUCACAUACUCCAUCCUCAACAGCAACAUUGAGGAGCUUCCCAUCUCCUCCUAUAUCUCCAUUAAUUCUGAGACCGGCACCAUCUAUGCCCAGAGAUCCUUUGACUAUGAACAAUUCAGAGAGUUCCAGCUUCAAGUGAAGGCCCAAGAUGGGGGUUCUCCCCCUCUCAGCAGUAAUGUGACCGCCAGGAUUUUUGUUCUCGAUCGGAAUGAUAACAGCCCUCGUAUCCUGUCCCCCUCACAAGAAGCCAAGGGCUCAUCCUUAUUUGAGAUGGUGCCUCGUACAGCCGAGGCAGAUUAUCUUGUCACCAAGGUGGUGGCCGUGGAUGCAGAUUCUGGACACAACGCCUGGCUCUCCUACCACCUGACUCAGGCCACUGAGCCAGCACUCUUCACGGUUGGUUCUCAUACUGGAGAGAUCAGGACAGCAAGAGCCUUUGUGGAGAGAGAUGCUGUGAAACAGAGACUAGUCAUUAUGGUGAAGGAUAAUGGGCAGCCGUCUCUCUCAGCCACCAUUACUCUGAACUUGGUGUUUGCUGAGAACUUUCAGGAGGCCCUUCCGGAAAUGAAGAGCCAACCCAGCAGCUCGGAGUAUCAGUCUGACCUGCAGUUCUACUUGGUGCUGGCCUUAGCUGUGAUCUCCUUCUUGUUCCUCUUGACUGUGAUUCUGGCCGUUACAAUGAAGCUCCGUCAAUCAGGGCAUCCCAGGUUCCUACAGUGCUUUGGUCCUGUUCCCCAUUCCAAGAAUGGUGCCAUCUUCCCACCCAACUUUGAAGAUGGGACUUUGCCCUAUUCCUACCAACUGUGUCUGUCUUCUGAGACCAGGAAGAAUGAGUUUGCCUUCCUGACACCCAAUGUUCAGAUUGCAGACAAUAUUAUUGGCAGUGAAAAACCUGGUGUGCUUUUUACAGGCAAUGGAGGAAACAAUUUAAUUUCAGAGAUGGCAAAUGAUGAAAAGGUAGGGUUUAUUCCAGAAUAUUUUUCAUUGCACGCUGCAUGAUCUUUUACCAUAACUGACACCAAAAUAUUAACUAUAUGGAGGAUAAUUCAUUUUGUCUGACAUAUAUGUUUACUGGAAAAUGAGGUAUUUAAAUCUGGAAAGCAGUUGCUCAACCUUAUUUAUUGGGCCCCUCAUGAACCAUCUACUGAUUUAUGCAUGAUGAAAGAGUAAAUGUUACAGUGUCAAGGCAAAAAUAUCUAUGCAUUGGACCCAAGUAGCUUUGCUUUACUCAGUUGAAAAACUAAACCUGUUGUGUGGUAUUUAUGGCGUUGGAAGUUAACAGUAGGAUCCUAUGCAUGUCUACUCAAAAGCAAGCC
Lacerta agilis (Sand lizard) is the source of this 2780-nucleotide messenger RNA. Its product is annotated as protocadherin gamma-B6-like. The transcript has a single exon. The coding region runs from base 1 to 2463 and encodes 820 amino acids. Gene Ontology annotation, molecular function: calcium ion binding. Lineage: Eukaryota; Metazoa; Chordata; Lepidosauria; Squamata; Lacertidae. The record is from RefSeq and is a predicted model, not a curated record. Gene Ontology annotation, cellular component: plasma membrane. Gene Ontology annotation, biological process: homophilic cell-cell adhesion.